Uloborus diversus is the source of this 3123-nucleotide messenger RNA. RefSeq names its product cullin-3-like (gene Cul3). Gene Ontology annotation, molecular function: ubiquitin protein ligase binding. Gene Ontology annotation, biological process: ubiquitin-dependent protein catabolic process; protein ubiquitination. Bases 100 to 2403 code for a protein of 767 amino acids. Lineage: Eukaryota; Metazoa; Arthropoda; Arachnida; Araneae; Uloboridae. The record is from RefSeq and is a predicted model, not a curated record. Gene Ontology annotation, cellular component: Cul3-RING ubiquitin ligase complex. The transcript is spliced from 19 exons.
AGGCAUUAUGGUUAUUUGACAAGACUAUGUAGAUUAUACUUUAAAAUUUCAGAUUAAAUUUCUGUAUGACUCACUUAAAUUAGAACCGUCAAAAUCAGCAUGAGCCUGAAACAAGGGAAAAAAGAUACAAAAAUGCGUAUUCGGGCUUUUCCAAUGACGAUGGAUGAGAAAUAUGUCCAGAACAUCUGGUCUCUUCUUAAAAAUGCCAUCCAAGAAAUCCAGAAGAAAAAUAACAGUGGUCUUAGUUUUGAAGAGUUGUACCGCAAUGCAUACACUAUGGUUUUGCAUAAAUAUGGCGAGCGGUUAUAUACUGGUCUUCGAGAAGUUGUAACUGAUCACCUUGUAAAUAAGGUUCGUGUUGAUGUUUUGUCAUCUUUAAGAAACAAUUUUCUUCAAACACUAAAUCAAGCCUGGAAUGAUCAUCAAACCAGCAUGGUUAUGAUAAGAGAUAUUCUGAUGUACAUGGAUCGAGUCUAUGUUCAACAAAACAAUGUAGAUAAUGUUUAUAACCUUGGUUUAAUAAUUUUUCGAGAUCAAGUUGUUCGUCAUGGAUACAUUCGAGAUCAUUUGCGUGAAACUCUCUUGGAUAUGGUGAUGAGAGAAAGGAGAGGUGAAGCAGUUGACAGGUUAGCAAUUAAAAAUGCAUGUCAAAUGCUGAUGAUUUUAGGCAUAGAUUCAAGAUGUGUUUAUGAAGAAGAUUUCGAAAAACCAUUUCUGUCCCAGUCAGCAGAUUUUUACAGGAUGGAAAGUCAAAAGUUCUUGGAAGAAAAUAGUGCAUCAGUAUAUAUUAACAAAGUAGAACAAAGAAUAAAUGAAGAAGCAGAGCGUGCCAAACUUUGUUUAGAUGAAUCUACUGAAGAACUUAUUGUGAAAGUUGUUGAAGAAGAACUUAUUAGUAAACAUAUGAAAACCAUUGUAGAGAUGGAAAACUCCGGUGUUGUCCACAUGUUGAAAAACCAAAGAACUGAAGACCUUGCUUGUAUGUACAAACUUUUUAGUCGAGUCCAUGACGGAUUAAAAACAAUGGUAGAAUGUGUUAGUGCUUACUUGCGAGAACAAGGUAAAGCUCUUGUCACUGAAGAUGAAGGAGGAAAAGGAGAUGCUUUAACAUUUGUCAAGAGCCUUUUGGACCUUAAAGAUCGAUUUGACCAUUUUUUGUUUCAUUCAUUUGGUGGUGACAGAUUCUUUAAACAGAUGAUUGCUGCGGAUUUUGAAUAUUUUCUUAAUUUGAAUCCCAAGUCUCCAGAAUAUCUUUCCCUUUUCAUUGAUGAUAAAUUGAAAAAAGGUGUCAAAGGAAUGACAGAGCAAGAAAUAGAACAAGUUUUGGACAAAACAAUGGUAUUGUUCAGGUAUCUUCAAGAAAAGGAUGUCUUUGAACGUUAUUACAAACAACACUUAGCCAAAAGAUUAUUGUUGAAUAAAAGUGUAUCGGAUGAUUCUGAAAAGAAUAUGAUUUCUAAAUUGAAGACUGAAUGUGGAUGCCAAUUUACUUCUAAGCUAGAGGGAAUGUUUAAAGACAUGUCUGUAUCAAAUACUAUGAUGGAAGAAUUUAAAGCUCAUGUAGUCACAUCUGGUACAAACUUAUAUAAUGUGGACUUAAACGUAAGAGUUUUAACUACUGGUUUUUGGCCAACGCAAGCUGCAACACCAAAAUGUAACAUACCUAUGGCUCCAAGAAAUUCUUUUGAAGCAUUUAGAAGAUUUUAUCUUGCUAAACAUUCCGGUCGCCAGUUAACUUUACAGCCACAGUUGGGAUCUGUGGAUCUUAAUGCUAUUUUUUAUGGCCCACGAAAAGAAGAGGGUGAAAUGAAAGACAGUACUUGUAUUGUUCCAACAUCAGCUGAGCGUAAUACUUCUCCUCGAAAACACAUAAUUCAAGUGUCUACUUAUCAGAUGUGUGUGUUAAUGCUUUUUAAUGCAAGAGAAAGAUUAACUUAUGAGGAAAUCUCUAAUGAAACAGAUAUUCCAGAGAAAGAUUUAAUACGGGCUCUUCAGUCAUUAGCUAUGGGUAAAACUAAUCAGAGGAUACUGAUAAAAACUCCAAAAACUAAAGAAAUAGAACCAAGUCAUCAGUUUACUGUAAAUGACUCCUUCACAUCUAGGCUGCAUAGGGUAAAAAUUCAAGCAGUUGCUGCUAAAGGUGAAUCUGAACCGGAGCGAAAAGAAACACGAAGUAAAGUAGAUGAAGACAGGAAGCAUGAGAUUGAAGCAGCAAUAGUGAGGAUAAUGAAAGCUCGAAAACGGAUGGCGCAUAGCAUUUUGGUGGCUGAAGUAACAGAACAAUUGAAGUCCAGGUUUUACCCAAGUCCUAUUAUUAUUAAGAAAAGAAUAGAAGGUUUAAUAGAACGAGAAUAUCUUGCGAGAACAGCAGAAGACAGGAAAAUUUAUACUUAUGUAGCAUGAGAACUGGAAUGAAGAAAUUCUUAGGUAUUUGUAAUGUUAUAAACUUUUUAUGAUCAUGGGGAUACAAGUUAUCCUUUAAAAUUUUUUCAUAUGCUCACUUUGAACUUUGUAAAUUAAGAAGCAUAUGGAAGUUUUCUUGAAUCUUCAUGUACUACAUGCAUUUGGCAUCGAUUCAACCAUGUGAAGAAGGAAGCAUAUGUAUUUUUUCUUUUUGACAUUACACGCAUAUUUCCUUUUUGCUCAUGAACUAUGGACCUGAAAUGGCAACAUGUAGUUUUCACCGAAUCAAUCCAUGAAGAUCGGUUGCUUAAAAUAAAGCAUUGUUAACUAAAGAAUAUAGCCUUCUAUGACAUCCUGAAAAAUAAAGUUGAUGCAAUUGGUAAUGAACUUCUGGUUUUUUCCUUGAACUGAAAAUAUCUAGCCAAUUUUUUCAAUUUUAAUUUUUUACAAUAUAGAAAACUAUUUUUCCUAUAUCAUUUUAUAUUUAAAUAAUGCUACUGCAACAUUUUAUUUUUUUAUCUUAAAGUAAAAUGAAAAAAAUGGCUGUAAUGACAUAUCUUCAUUACAAGUAGUAUAUUGCAACAAAAAAGUUAUCAACAAGUAAUUGCAAUCUACACAUCAUAAGUGAAAUGCAGUUCGCAAUGCAUCGGCCCCGAUAUUAAACAUUUAAUCCUGUUGCUUCUAAUUUGUAGACCUUAGCCUUUUUAUGUAAAUUAUAGA